Molecule: messenger RNA, 1131 nt
Organism: Radiomyces spectabilis
Lineage: Eukaryota; Fungi; Mucoromycota; Mucoromycetes; Mucorales; Radiomycetaceae
Exons: 1
Coding region: 106-945 (279 amino acids)
Biological process (GO): canonical NF-kappaB signal transduction
Source: RefSeq, a predicted model, not a curated record
UCUUUUGGAUGAAAUAAUUCCCUCCGUGAGAGAAAUUCGGCUGUCUUUUUCCAGAACACAAGUCACGAGCCCCAAUGCUGGACUUGUCGUGCUUGUUCAUAAUUUAUGCCUAAAAAAUUACGUUACAAGGAUGCAGACAAGGAUAAAAAGCAAAAGAAACACAAGAAACAUAAACGAAGCAAACAUUCUCACUCGCAUUCGCAUUCCUCGUCUCGAACGGACUAUCGACCACCGACAUUAUACGAAGAGGAAGAAGGAUGGAUCCCUCCCGUGAACUCACACAAAGAUCCAGAAACCGCUGCAUGGAACGAACGUCUGUUCAGUGCCAUGGUAGACGAUGAGGGACAAGAUCCUUUUUACAGUCAAUACAAUGACUAUGGUGGAGUUGACACACCGGCCGCCGGAGGUAUGACCGAUGAAGAAUAUCGACAGUAUAUUGUCGACGGCAUGUUUCGCAGAAAGAAUGCUGAAGCGAUUGCUGCCGAGGAGAAGAGACAGGCGGCAAAAGAAAAACGGCGCCGAGAGAAGGAAGAGGCACGAAGACGAUUGGAAAAGGAACAAGAGGAACGAUUGCGAGCGCAAGCCGUGUAUGCGCAACUGGAGACGUUACGUCAGACCGAGGAAAGCAAGGUACAGUACGACCAGAAAUGGACUCAUUUGGAAUCGGCUUCUUCUGUGACGAAAAAGGACAUUCCUUGGCCUAUGGUGGGUCGAACGUUCUCUCGCGACAGUUUGCGUCGUUUUCUGGUGGAUCCUGCUCGACCAUCUUCGGAUAAUAAAAGACAUGUGCGCAAAGAACAGCUUCGAUAUCAUCCGGAUAAAUUCAUGCAUCGCAUCAUGAACAAAUUUCACGGCCCAGAAAAGGAGCGAACCCAGUUAAUUAGCAAGAUCAACGAAGUGUCUGGCUGGCUCAACGAACUGUGGUCUGAACUCAAUUCCCAAUAGACGUUAGAAAUCAGGUUGAAAUCAUUUUUGGUUUAUUCUAUAUCUGUAUCUUGAGUUCGUUGUAAAUAGAGUGGAGGUUUUGGAUUAAGAAAUAAAAGAAAGCAACAAAGAAAAAGGGAGGGAAAAAAUGUACACAUAUCAUUAUUAUCAAUCAUCCUGCACAAAGCGCCAAAUACGCACUAAACC